AUGUCGGCCCACCCGUCGAUCAAGGCGCCGUUUGAGGACGUGGGGUGGGCUGUCAAGGGCAGCGCCGAGGAGGAGGACGAGGCGGCCGCCGCAGCGAUGGCAAAGGCGCUGGACCGCGCCCACAAGCUCCGCGCUUCCAGCGGCCGCGCGUCAAGCUCGGAGGGCGGGCACUCUCAGGGCUGCGCGAGCAGCACAGGCGAGGGCGGCCUCGAGACUGUCGUGCUGCGGCACGAGAGUGGCGCCACCGCCGAGGUGUAUCUGUUUGGGGCGACGCUCUGCAGCUACAAGUCGCCGGACGGCGUCGAGCAUAUCUUUGUCUCGCCCGGCGCAAUCUUUAACGGCGCAAAGGCCAUUCGCGGCGGCGUCCCGGUCGUCUUUCCCCAGUUUGGACAGCCCGACACGGCGAUGCCGCAGCACGGCGUCUGCCGGCCGGAGAAGCAGCACGUGCUGUGGGAGCACCUGCACGUGCCCAAGUCAGGGGGCACAUCGCUCUCCUUUGGACUGACGAACAUGCUCUGCGGACCGACUAUGGGCGAGAUGCCGGAGGGCCUUGAGCCGUGGGAGGCACGGGGCACGCGCGCGUGUGUCAAUACCAUCCUUGACACCGAGCUCUCGUGGCCGAGCGUCGCGGAGGUCGAGAGCCUCGCCCGGAUGGAGCACAGCGUGUUCGACGUCAUUGCGGCGCGCGGGAUGGCGCUACAAAGUGCGCUUGCUCCGUGGCACGGGUUCCCGGCGCCGAAGCUCGUCUUCCUGACGACGCUGCGCGACGGCACGUCCCGUGCCCUCUCGCACUGGGCGCACUGCACCAUCCAGGAGCCGGUGGUCGUCAAGGACGGGAGCACUCGCUGCACCCUCGGCAUGAUCCCGAUGCCUGAGAAGCCGGCCUGGGACGACAACUCGCUAGUGCAGUUCCUUCUAAAGGACAACAACCCCCCGGGCGCCAAGCCCAAGCAAGGCCUGCGCAUCAACAACGCCCACGUCGGCGCCCUAGCGUCCGAGCCGGAACACACGACGGUGCUCAACCCACUGCAUUUGGCCAAGGCCAAGCAAACGCUGCUGAGCUCCUCGAUCGACCUGCCCGAUGGCACACGCGCUGAGGGCUUCUCCUGGGUUGUGGGCUUCACCGAGUGCUUGGAGGACCUCUACCGCUUCUUUGCCGCCGGCAUGGGCAUCCCCGAGCACGUCGCAUCCGAGACUGCGUCGGUCCACUACGAGCAGCGCGCGUCCUCCUCGCACAGCGAGGGUGACAACCGGCGGCGAACGUCGGUGAAAGUCACGCCGCACGGGCGCUUCUUGACGGCCGACCCUGCGGAGCGGCGCCUCGCAACAACCACCGGGCUAAAGCAGGGGGCCAAGCUGGCGACAACGAUGAACGGGCUCGACAACGACCUAUGGAGUUGGGCCCACGAGAUGGCCAACGGCGCGAACCACAACCCGCGCACCACGUUCGUGGGAUGCCGCGAUCCACCGGCCCCUCAGCCCUCGGACUAG
Emiliania huxleyi CCMP1516 is the source of this 1491-nucleotide messenger RNA. RefSeq lists its product as hypothetical. Lineage: Eukaryota; Haptophyta; Isochrysidales; Noelaerhabdaceae. The transcript is spliced from 3 exons. The coding region runs from base 1 to 1491 and encodes 496 amino acids. The record is from RefSeq and is a predicted model, not a curated record. Gene Ontology annotation, molecular function: isomerase activity; carbohydrate binding. Gene Ontology annotation, biological process: carbohydrate metabolic process.